ACUUGUACACGUAUGUUUCCCUUAAGAACCUAACACUAAAUCUGCCAUUGGCGUUGAAAUCUAGUCACUUGCCGAAUUCCUAUGUCGUAAAUUGAACGACUUGCUCUUGAACGACGAACAGUCAUUGCAGCAGCAUAUCCACUGAUCUCACCAUCAAGAGAUGACUACGAUAAUAGUACUAGAAAACAUGACAGUCGUUGGCACCAUGUCAGAUUUUCUGUUGUCUGCUUUUUAAUUCACGACAUCUUAUUCACUUGACGCAACUAGUGUCAGUGUCAAGUCGAACAUGACGACUACAGCAAUGAUGGAGACCACGACUCAAGGUGACGGUCGCAACUUUCGCUUUGAAGACCCCGUACAGCGGAUCAUCAUCGGCUUCGUCUACAGCCUCGUGGCAGUCGUUGGCUUCGCUGGGAACUCCAUGGUCAUCCUGGCUGUCGUUCUGUCAAGGAAACUCCAAACCCGCACCAAUGCUUUUGUCGUCAACCUGGCCGUGGCUGACUUGGUGACAUGCAGCACUGCUCCGUUCACAACGUUGGCGCUGUUUAGCAUGAAUGGCUGGCCGUUGCCGCUAAUCGUUUGCUCAGUGAUAGCAGGUCUGUUCUAUACUAGCCUGGCAUGCAGCAUCAUGAACCUUGCUCUGAUAGCCAUCAAUCGGUUCGUCCUCAUCACGAAAUCAUCUAAGACUUACAGAUCUAUCUACACUCCAAAGAAGAUUGCGGCUAUGCUGGUCUUCACAUGGGGGUACCCGGCUCUGGUGUGUUGUUUUCCCCUGUUUGGUAUCGGCAGGUGGGGCUACUCCGAGAAGUACAAGACUUGCACCCAAGACACUUCCUAUGAGACUAGCGAUCUCUUGAGUUUGCUCGGCUCUGUCAUCGUCUAUCCCAUCCCGUUGAUCAUUCUCUUCGUGUGCUACUUCAAGAUCUAUCGCCACAUCACCGGCCACAUGAAGAAGUUGUCGGGUAAGGGUGUGGAGCUAGCCGAUACAGCAAACUCCACCAUCGCCAGCACCGGGAACUCACCGGCCAGCUUCAGUAAGCGACAGGUGGAAAUCACUAAGAACCUGUUCUACGUGGUCUGUGCAUUCGUCCUUUGCCUGGCCCCCUACGCCAUCGCCCUGAUGAUACCACCCAGCGACCCGGUCAUUCCUUGGACCGCGAUGAUCAUCAUCUUCAACAGCGCUAUCAACCCGAUCAUCUACGGGGCCAAACACCCACACUUCAAGGAGGUGUUCCGUCACAUGUUGCGGUGCCGGUACCACAUGAUCCCUGAACCUUCUGGAUGCCUCCAUAAGAUCAGAUAAAGAUAAGAUGCUUCCUAUAUGCUAUUCACAGCUAUCUCACAAACACUCCCCCGGAAAUGACUCUAGAGAAAUAGAUUAGUUCUGUCAGUUUCAUGAAACGAUUAAAAACACAUGAGUAUUUGUUUCGGUAGUUUAGCCAUAAAAUUCUCUGACGAAUUAAAUAUUAAUGAUUUAGCCAUGUACGUCUCGUCGAAAAAAAAAAAGAUAUGCCUAAAAUAUUGAUAUUAAUAUGUGGAUAAUUUUUGACGUGAAAUUGAAAAAAGCUAUAUGUUGAAAAGCUGAAUGCCGAAGCUUAAAAGUGUAGAAUAACAAUUGAAAUCCGAUGAACCAAUUUAUUAAUACAUGUACAGGUAUCAUCUCGACAAUUUCAGAUAUCAAUGUACAAUUACUUCAGUGAAUCUAUUAUCAAGAAUGUAAUUUCCAUCUUUUGCCUGCAUGCUUGC
Molecule: messenger RNA, 1746 nt
Organism: Patiria miniata (bat star)
Lineage: Eukaryota; Metazoa; Echinodermata; Asteroidea; Valvatida; Asterinidae
Product: alpha-1D adrenergic receptor-like
Exons: 1
Coding region: 287-1303 (338 amino acids)
Biological process (GO): G protein-coupled receptor signaling pathway
Cellular component (GO): membrane
Molecular function (GO): G protein-coupled receptor activity
Source: RefSeq, a predicted model, not a curated record